Molecule: messenger RNA, 1660 nt
Organism: Notechis scutatus (mainland tiger snake)
Lineage: Eukaryota; Metazoa; Chordata; Lepidosauria; Squamata; Elapidae
Gene: RPP30
Product: ribonuclease P/MRP subunit p30
Biological process (GO): tRNA processing; translation
Cellular component (GO): nucleolar ribonuclease P complex; ribosome
Molecular function (GO): RNA binding; structural constituent of ribosome
Source: RefSeq, a predicted model, not a curated record
CCUUGCACGUGGAUGGAAGAUGGCCGCGUUUGCAGACCUGAAUAUCCUCUACUUGCCGGAGAAAGAAGCCUUGCAGAAGUUGGUGGAGGCUGCAGCGCACCUUGGCUAUUCAAGUGUAGCAAUCAAUUAUGUUGUCAACUAUAAAGAAAAGAAAAAAGAAAUAGUCAAGCCAAUAACUCCUGCAGAACUGUUUUCAUCUUUGCCUCUUGUACAGGGGAAAUCCAAGCCAAUUAAGAUUUUAUCAAGGCUGACACUAGUGGUUUCUGAUCCAUCCGACUGCAACAUUCUAAGAGCGACGUCCACAAAUAUCAAAUAUUAUGACAUCUUUGCUGUAUUUCCUAAGAAUGUAAAACUCUUUCACGUGGCCUGCACAACCUUAGAUGUAGACUUGGUGUGUGUUGAGGUGACAGAAAAGCUGCCCUUCUUCAUCAAGAGACCAUCUGUCAAUGCGGCAAUAGAGCGAGGUGUCUAUUUCGAACUUCUUUACGUUCCUGCCAUCAAAGAUUCCACAAUGCGACGGUACACAAUCUCAAAUGCCUACAACCUGUUGCAGAUCUGCCGUGGAAAGAAUAUCGUUCUGUCCAGUGGAGCUGAAAAGCCUAUCCAAUUGCGAGGUCCAUAUGAUGUGGCUAAUAUAGGUUGGUUGUUCGGCCUUUCAGGAAGCAAUGGCAAGGCAGCUGUUUCGACCAACACCCGAGCCGUCCUUCUUCAUGGAGAAGCCAGGAAGACUGCCUGUGGAGUGGUGUACACAGUGAAGAAACCUCAACUUCCAGAAGAAGAAGAAGAAGUUGAUGAUGAUGAUGAAGAAGAAGAAGAAGAUGAUGGGGAUGAUGAUGAUGGUGAUGGUCCUCCACUCAGUAAAAAAGCCAAAACAGAUUUGUGAAUUACAAAUUUACCUCUCUUGACACCCAUCAUCUCAAACUCCAAUGCUGUCUUACCUUAGGAUAGCUGAUGAAGAGGAGGAAUCUCUUAACACUAAGUUGAUCUGAGUAUCUACCUUGGUGAUUCUCUAUGUGGACUUCAAGAGAAAUAGAUGAUGCUCCUUGAAUAUUGUCUGUGAAACAUGGCAGUACAACAUUUGAAAGAAGUGGGAGUACUUGCAUAUAACUGUGCUUUCUUUUAUAAUAAAUACGUCUUACCAAAUACAACUAUCACUAUCCGUUUGCCCACUCUUAAUGAUCAAAACAAGAAUGGACAUUCUACAUACGUAACUUAAUUUUUUUUAAAAAAAUGUUGGCUUUUAUUAAUCUGACUACAUAUGCUUGCUGAAAAUCAUUACGAUACUGGUAAUUUCAUCACAGGAUUAUAAUGUUAACAGGAAUUCCACCUUUUGAGUUCCUGAUUACAGAGUUAAUGCAGCCUAGUGUUGGUAAUCAUUUGAAGAAUUUGCAGCCUUAACCAUGAGCAAAGUUUCUUGUCACUUUACUCAUAGCUGUAAUAGUGGAGCAUCCAGAUUAUUUGUGCAAUUUAACUAGAAGAACUGUCCUAUCCUGGAUUGAGAGGUAGCCAAUUUGCUUCCAGGUCCAAUUCAAGGUGCUGGUCCUUCAUGCCUUGGAAUCAGGUUAUCUGAGGGACCGUCUCUUGCCGAUCACAUCUAUAUGACCCACCAGAGCUGGGAGGCAAGGAAUGCUGCGGGUCCCUUUCCUGAGGGAGAUAACAC